AUGGAGACUCGCUGGAUGCUACACGCCAUUGAAGGCACCGGUCCAGAGAAGCUGCGGGAGAUUGGGCUCCGCGCUCGUGAAUACAAAAAGUUCUUUCAAGCUUGGGAGAAGCUGCACUUGGUGGAAGGCGGACCUGAGGCGACAUUCAUCAGGUCCGACAUGGUGCCAUACAUGCGCCGCUACUUUUCGAAAACCGCUGGCAAGCUGGCCGACGCUGGUGUUGAGCAAUCAAUCAACGCAUACGGGAAGUACAAGGCUUUCAUGUGCAAAUUUGAGCAAUUGAUGGCUGGCUGGACGGCACCAUACUUUGCCGAUCAUAUGACGUUGCACUUGAACCUGAAGUACGGAGGGCGAGGCAUCGUUGUCACGGCCGGCAAUGCCCAGGUACCACACUUGAAGACGCUUGUUCAUAGUUUACGAGAUGUAGGAUGCACCCUGCCCAUCGAAGUCAUGUACCUAGACGACCAAGAUCUCGACGUCGACGUGCAAGCGGAACUUGCAGCCCUCGACGGCGUCACAACCCGGGAGAUCGCACCAAUGGUGGAUGACAAGGGCUGGAAAUUGGCUGGCUGGGCCGUGAAGGCCUAUGCAAUCAUGUAUUCCAGUUUUCGAGAGGCCAUCUUCAUCGAUGCAGACAGCCUUUUCUUCAAGGAUCCGGCGACUCUGUUCGAGGAUGAGGACUAUCAGAGAACGGGUGCGCUGUUCUUCAAAGACCGGGUACUGUGGCGCGAGUGGAAGCAAGACUGGCUCAAGAAAGUUCUGCCUAAGCCGAUAUCGUCAAAUGUUCUUGCGAGCCGGUAUUGGAAGGGAGAGAGCGGCCAUAUGCAAGAGUCUGGGGUCGUGGUGGUAGACAAGUGGCGCCAUUUCAUUGCCAUGCUCAUUGUUUGUCGUAUGAAUGGCCCUGAGAGAAACGGGAACAAGGAUCAGGGCACCGUUGGCGUCUAUGAUAUGGUUUAUGGUGAUAAGGAGACAUUCUGGCUAGGCUGGGAACUCGUGGGCGAUACGGAUUACGCCUUUCACCGCGGUCGUGUCGCUGUUAUGGGCGUGGCGGAAGAGGCCGAAGCCGAGAAGCCUCCCACUGAAGAGCUCAAGAGGUCAGGAGCGGCGACCGAGCCCGACAUGGAACCGUCAGUCGCGUACACAGUGUGCGCGCCACAAUUACUACAUCUUGGCGCAGACGGAAGCCCGCUCUGGUUCAACGGCGGUCUUUUGCAAAACAAGUUUGUCGACAAGAAGGAAUGGGAGUUUGGAAAUUUUCGAGAAUUCGUCACUGAGCCCGAGAAGGCGUCGACGACGACUUGGAAAUUGCUGGGCGCCAACAAGGCGUGCCUGACGGGCGAAGCCGGCUUCAAGCACGCACUGAGCACGUCUGAGAGCGAGGCGGUUCAGAUGAUGAUGGAUCACGCCAAGAAGUUUCUGUGA
Molecule: messenger RNA, 1422 nt
Organism: Akanthomyces muscarius
Lineage: Eukaryota; Fungi; Ascomycota; Sordariomycetes; Hypocreales; Cordycipitaceae
Exons: 2
Coding region: 1-1422 (473 amino acids)
Biological process (GO): protein O-linked glycosylation
Cellular component (GO): Golgi apparatus
Molecular function (GO): alpha-1,3-mannosyltransferase activity
Source: RefSeq, a predicted model, not a curated record